AUGAAGUUCACUACCCUUGCCAACGUCUUGGCUCUUGCCUCCAGUGCUCUGUCAGCACCGGCUGUGGCUGAGAAACGCGCCGAUUCGUUCCAGAUUGGUGCUUACGGUGUUGAAUCUUCCGUCCUCACGCUUUUCUACUCUGAUGGAAUCGCUUAUUUCGGUGAUUCGUCGGCAUGGACCUGGGGAUCCGUCACUACUGAUGUCACAUUCGUGUACAGUGACAGCGAGAUCGUUGCUACCGCCACCACUGACGGCGUGACUCUUGAUGCUGACACUCUCUUCUACAUCCGUCCUACUGCGGACGAAGUCCUUCCAGUUGGCUUCACUGGCAACGGCAUCGAGACCCCAUCUGAUGCAGUCAGCAAUAGCUGGAUCUUCUAUGGCAACUGGCCGAUGUAUGAGGAAACUAGUGGCUCCCUUUCCGACUCAUUCCGCGUCAAGGAGACAAAUGUCACUGGUGUUUACGAGGCCUACUUUGACUACUCGAACCUUUACCCGACUGGUUACAGUAUCGCCAAUGUCCGGAAGCUGUAA
Molecule: messenger RNA, 534 nt
Organism: Penicillium taxi
Lineage: Eukaryota; Fungi; Ascomycota; Eurotiomycetes; Eurotiales; Aspergillaceae
Exons: 3
Coding region: 1-534 (177 amino acids)
Source: RefSeq, a predicted model, not a curated record